This is a messenger RNA of Hydractinia symbiolongicarpus, 4092 nucleotides long. RefSeq names its product serine/threonine-protein kinase SIK2-like. The record is from RefSeq and is a predicted model, not a curated record. NCBI's taxonomy places the organism in Eukaryota, Metazoa, Cnidaria, Hydrozoa, Anthoathecata, Hydractiniidae. Gene Ontology annotation, cellular component: cytoplasm. The coding region runs from base 620 to 3028 and encodes 802 amino acids. Gene Ontology annotation, molecular function: protein serine/threonine kinase activity; ATP binding; tau-protein kinase activity. The transcript has 7 exons. Gene Ontology annotation, biological process: protein phosphorylation; microtubule cytoskeleton organization; intracellular signal transduction.
UUCUUCAAAAUUUAUUUGUAUACUGUGCAUAAAUAGCACUGCUGACGAUUACAAGCAGAUUAUGCUAAGUGAAAUAAUUAAAAGAUGAGAAACACGACGAAUCGCGUGAUGGCAAGUUAGCAAAAACAAAAUGUCAAACUUAAAACUUUAAUUUUGAUAAAAAACAGUAUAUAAUUUAUACAUAAAAUCCGUAAAAAGACAGUAUGACUUAUCGCGCUAUUAAAAGCAGCAUUCGCCUUUUUCGUCACUUUAGAAAUAAAGUGGAUAAAGAAUUGUGUUUGAUAACACGCAUAAUGUUUUGAAAUGACAUCACCUAUUUUUGUGAUGAGGUAAAUCCCGAGUUAUUUGUUAAAGUUCUCUCUUGAAUAUUAUGCAACUAAUAAUUGCGGCCGUAUUUUAUGCAUUUAUCUCCUCAGCACAUUCGUUCUAUCUUGCAAAAUUUAUUGAUGUUCCUCUGAAGUUAUGACGUCAGAGAUCAAACAUAAAUCAAUUAAUAAUAGCUUUGUAUUGAUAGAAUUUUUUGAAUCAUUGUUUUAUCUCAAACAAAGACACAAUACGGAAUUAAAAAUAUGUGUGGGAUGACGUCAAUGUGUCUCAAAAUUUCUGAUCGUCUGCCCACAUGCGUUCGGUAAUCAUUUCUGGCUGUCCAAUGAAAAAUAAUGAAGAUAUACGUCACAAUUGUGAACCAACCAAUCCAGCUCAAUCUGCCGACCCAUUCCCUCGGACCGCGCAAAACAUUCUGACAGAGAAACAUGGCCGUAGUUUAAAUCACUUGUGUUUUAAAACUUUCUGUUCUACUUUAGCAAUAUUUUUGUUUGCCUCUAUAGACAUAAAUGUUAAGAAUCGCGAAAUGGACCGUUAUACAGAUGACUACAAAAAGCAACCUGUACGAGUAGGCUUCUAUGAUAUUGAAGAAACUAUUGGUAAGGGAAACUUCGCAGUUGUUAAAAUGGCAAGACACCGCAUAACUAAAUCACGAGUUGCUGUAAAAAUCAUCGACAAAAGUAGACUUGACGAAGCUAACCUUAAAAAGGUUUAUAGAGAAGUUCAAAUAAUGAAAUUACUACGACAUCCAAAUGUUCUGAAAUUAUAUCAGGUGAUGGAAACGCGAAAUAUGCUCUAUAUUGUGACCGAAUAUGCUACAAAAGGAGAAAUGUUUGCAUACAUUGAUAAAUGUGGAAAGCUAUCGGAAGCUGACGCACGACGUUUCUUUUGGCAAAUAAUAUCUGCCACAGAAUAUUGCCAUAACCGUCGAGUAGUUCAUAGAGAUUUAAAGACUGAAAAUUUACUACUGGAUGAUAACUUGAAUGUAAAAAUUGCAGACUUUGGUUUCAGCAAUUAUACAAAUGAAAAUGAACUUCUUAAAACAUGGUGUGGUAGCCCUCCUUAUGCAGCUCCUGAAAUCUUUGAAGGUAAAGAGUACGAAGGACCAGCCAUAGAUAUCUGGAGUCUGGGAGUUGUGUUAUACGUACUUGUGUCUGCAGCUCUUCCAUUUGAUGGUGAAACUGUUCAUGAAGUUCGGGAUCGUGUUCUUGAGGGACGGUUCAGGGUUCCAUAUUACAUGUCAUCAGAGCUAGAAGAUUUAAUUCGAAAAAUACUAGUUAAAAAUCCAUCACAAAGGUAUACUAUUAAUCAGAUUAAAGGACAUCCAUGGAUGCAAAAAGAACCUGGAGUUUACAUUAAUGACAAGAAUACUGAAGAGGCUGUCCAAAACUGUUUUAAUGGUGAACUUAACCACCAAGUUUUGCAUUUGAUGCAGAGCUUAAGCAUCGACAUCAGUAAAACGAAAAAGUCAGUUCAACAAAAUGCUUAUGACCAUCACAGUGCAAUAUACUAUUUAUUAAGUGAACGUUUAAGACAACACAGAACAAGUUAUCCAGAAAAGACCCAUGUUAGUACGAGAAUUAGAAGGACAAGUUGUAUUGCUGACCAAGCAAUUGUUCGGAACAAUACAGUACAGGCUCUUCUGGGACACCAGCAACAUCGUUUACCUACUUCUGUGCCACGAAAUUCUUCACAGUCAGUAUUGCAAUAUGCGCUUAAUGAACUUCAUUUAGGGGAAGUUAAAGUUCCUCAAGAAAUAUCGAGUAGUACCGUGCCUGGUUGUGUUACAGAAUUUAUUCCACCUAUAACUCAUGCACCAUAUUCUUCUAGACUUAAACAUAUUACAACGCCUUCCCAAAGCAUAGAAACUGUGUCAGAGGAGGAGGUUUUACAAAAUACUGGAAACCAUGAAAAUAAUUCUAGAAAACAGAGACAGCGUGGAAGGAGAUCAGCCGUUGAUGCUAUGAUGCAUAUGAACUCAAGGAGGCAUACUGUCCAAGGUCCACCUUCUGGACCAACAGAAACAUUAUUUGUUCCAGCAAAUCAUCCACUAUUAAAACAGGAUAGCGCUGACAGACCACCAGAAUCUAAUAAUGAAUUUGCUAAUAGAGUUAAAAUUCAAAUAGUAGAACCAACUGUAUCUACGUUAGAGCAUACUUCGGCUUCUAUGAUGACUUUACAACCAAACGAACCGGUACUACCACUGGCUUCAUUUUCUCAUAAAGUUGAUACUGGUUUUAAUGAGGGAAGAAGAGCAUCUGAUGGUGUGAAUGCUCCUUUUAGACAUUUAUUACACAAGGCAGAAAACCAAUAUUUAAAAGAAUAUCAAGAGCUUCAAAGGUUAAUACAAAGAAGUCUUACCCCUGAUGAAAUUCAAGAACAACAGCAAAAUCAUAGUCAAUUCAGAGAAAGUGGAGUAAAUCCUGGUGUCAUGCAUGCUAAUUCUGAGUGGAGGUCUAGCCCUAUGUCGAGUCAAAAUGAACUUAUGAUGACACUGCAAAGCAUGAAUCUUGUGAAUCAUGUUGAUGCUGACAUGUCUGACAUUGAUGUUACUUGGAAUGGACCGGGUCCAUGCAGGAGACCAGCAUCGUAUCGCAAAAUUUCAGGUGGUGUGUCACCCAUACCAGCACAUAUAAGAAAAAGGCGUACUCCAGUCAUUGGAGAUAGCCCUUGUUCAAGUUUUGAUAUGGAAGAUAGUAGUUAAAGAGAGAAUGUAAAUAAAAAACGAGUUUUAUAUCUAUUAACAGUCAGUUGGAAUUUUAUUUAUAAAUAUUGACCAAAAUUUUGAUCUGCCUCUGUUAAUGCAUAUCCCAACAAAAUUUUUAGAGUUCUGAAUUUUGUUUUGUUUUUUAGUCUUUUGCUAAAAUUCUGCUAUUCCCUGACAUUUCCCUAGUUUUCCUCUUUUUAUAUCAAGUUCGUAUGCAUUGUUUAUAGGAAAUUAUUUUUAAAUGUAUAUGACUAUAGAAUUUAAUUUUCCAGACUUUUAAUUUUUUUUUUUUAAGGAAAAAGAAUAUAAAUAUCAGUAAAAACUGGUAAUUUCGUUAUAUUUUACUUUCGUUCUAAAAAUAUCGUGAUGAUGAAGCUGUUGUGACCCCUUUCGGAAUAUGAGAAGUCUAUUUUUGUUGUUUUUCAUGUUGAGUAUUUGUUUUUGUUGAAGAAGUGCCAAGAGAAAAAUCUCAUAUAAAAUUAUUUCUUUCAGUUUUAAAGUAAUAGUACCAAAUUAAAAUUUUUGUUUCAAAUUUGUUAAGAAAAUUUGCGUCCUGAAUUUUAACGUUAUUUUCAUGGUUGAGCCAUCCAAAAAACUUCUAUCGUUUAGUAAAUAUUUUAUGAACAUUUUAGUGGCUGUUUGUGAAAGUUUUAUAAUUUGGACACGAGCCAACUUUGUCUAACCAGAGUUAAUUACGAAAAAAUUGACUAGCUCUUUAAAGUGACGAAGGUUGUGUAAUGAUGUAGUUGUUAUGCGUGCCGACCUAAGUGGAUAUGCUAUCGGUAAACUCAAAUAUCACCUUUGCACACACGUCCAAAGUGACUGUUAGGUGUACUAUCAUUUUCCCCUUUUCUUCUGCAAAUUUCCACUUUACGAGCUAUUGUGAUUCAACAUUUUGUGCGUUGAGUUUGUCACUUAGCAUUAAGUUAAAAUCACGUCAUGUAACAGCGUCAUAAAAAAUAAACUCAACAAAUGUUUAAUUUAAUGUAAAUUAUACGGAAAUAUUUUUUUUUAUUUUUUCUACCGUCGCCUUAUUGGAAGAAGACAACGAAAUAUGAUUC